Daphnia magna is the source of this 975-nucleotide messenger RNA. RefSeq lists its product as uncharacterized. The transcript has a single exon. Lineage: Eukaryota; Metazoa; Arthropoda; Branchiopoda; Diplostraca; Daphniidae. The record is from RefSeq and is a predicted model, not a curated record. Bases 1 to 975 code for a protein of 324 amino acids.
AUGACCGAUGUUCUCGCCUCCUUCGAGUAUCUUCGUGGUCUCAACUUUCCCGCUCGGAACGCUACCGAAGUUCAAGUUUUGAUCGGCACGGACGUCCAAGACGCUCACCUGAACCUGGAAGUCCGUCGCCCGCCAAUUGGAGUCAGAUGGCCUAAUGCUGUGCUCACCCCGUUUGGCUGGUGCGUUGUCGGGAGAACCUUUUCGUCGCCCACAACACAAACCCCAAGUGUGAAUUUCGUUAAGUUGGGAACGGUCCAGCAGCUGGAAGAGUCUGUCGAAAGGUUCUGGAAGACUCAAUCUCUACCAGUUCGUGAGGCUCCAAAGACCUUUAUGUCCGCGCUUGACCAUGUCGCCCUCGAACAACUCGAAUCGACCAUUCGUCACGCGGGAACGCGUUAUGAGAUUGGUUUGCCUGUUGCCGCCCAGAUUGCCCUGAGUUGCCCGACAACAGGGAGUUUGAACGCCGGAAAUUGUUCGCCUUGGAGAGAAGACGAUGAUCUUCGCCGAACAGUCGUGGAGCAGAUGCAGGAAGUCUUCAGCAACGGGCACGCCGUUAAAGUCACGUCGACGGCCCCUGGUUCUAAAGUCUGGUUCCUACCGUAUGAUCCGGUUCGUCAUCCCAGUAAACCCAACAAGAUUCUUCUCGACUACGAAGCCGCUGCCCGUUUCAAGGGAACGGCCAUUAAUGACAUUCUGCUGAAAGGUCCUGAUCUUACCACGCAGUUACUCGCCGUGUUGCUUCGCUUUCGUGAAAGAAUAAUUGGGGUUACAGCAGACAUUGCGAGAAUGUUCUACCAAGUUCUUGUUCGCGAAUCUGAUCGUCCGAUGUUUCGCUUCGUAUGGCGUGAUCCUGGAACGGAAGACGAUCUUCCGGAGUUAGAGAUGACGUUGCAUAUCUUCGGUGCUGUCUUUUCGCCGACGGGCUGCAGUUUUGCCCUACAACGCCUCGAAAAGGAUGCGCCCAACCACCUUUAA